Molecule: messenger RNA, 951 nt
Organism: Thermochaetoides thermophila DSM 1495
Lineage: Eukaryota; Fungi; Ascomycota; Sordariomycetes; Sordariales; Chaetomiaceae
Exons: 2
Coding region: 1-951 (316 amino acids)
Source: RefSeq, a predicted model, not a curated record
AUGCUCGUCUCUGCGCUUGUUGUGCCGGCCUGGCUGUUCGCAGCCACAGUGUCAGCAUCCGCAGCCUCCGACAAGGCCGACGCCGACGCCAACGUCGCACCGGAAGUACCAAAGAAUGAGCACCGCAAAGAUGAUUUCGCUGCCUGCCGCAACCUCGACGGCGAGUUUGCGCCGUUCUGCCUGCCUCGCCACGGCGAUGUCUACGCUUGGGAUACCACACACUAUAUCACAUGGGACCCGGACUACUUCCCCACAGCCAACACGAGCCUCCGCUUGAUCGGCUUCUACACGUCCGAGUUCCCUAACAUCACCAGCGCCGACGAGGCCGAACACAAGAACAAACCCCUCCCCGGUCCCCCCGCCCAUGACCUCGGCGGCGAACAGGCCUUCACGACUGACUCCAUCUCUGCCGCCUGGGGCUUCUAUCAAUGGCACUUGGACAAGUCCCUGCUCAACUCCAAGAAACUGCGCUCCGCAAACAUCACCAUUUGCAUGGUCUACCUGGCCCCCGAUUCCCCGCGCUCGACUUGGGUCCAGGGUCCUACCGUGAUUCUGAAGAAGGCCAAGAAAAAGACCAAGGUGGCCCCGGAGAAGCCGAAGCGCCCUCCGAGCGAGGAGCCUGUACUAGUCAUUGCGCUGCCCAUUGUCAUGGUCGUGUCGGCUUUCAUCAUCUUCAUGCUGUCGUGCUGGAACCGGAAUAUCAGGCGGAUCGGCCUUGGCAAUGUGAUGGGGAAGACCGGUCGGAAGAACACGGCCGGUUUACUGGCUAAGGAGGCGGGUCUAGCGAAGGGUAAGAAGGGAACAGGCAGGGGGAAAGACGAGGAAUCUAUUCGACUAAUGGAUAGAGAUGGGUAUAGUAGUGGUGAGGAGAGCGGUUGGAGACAGGAAGUCGUUGGGGGACGGAGAAGGAACGGUGGUGGUGACGGAGCAAGGAGCAGAAAGUUGGAUUAA